Molecule: messenger RNA, 543 nt
Organism: Cornus florida
Lineage: Eukaryota; Viridiplantae; Streptophyta; Magnoliopsida; Cornales; Cornaceae
Product: agamous-like MADS-box protein AGL62
Exons: 6
Coding region: 1-543 (180 amino acids)
Biological process (GO): regulation of transcription by RNA polymerase II
Molecular function (GO): protein dimerization activity; RNA polymerase II cis-regulatory region sequence-specific DNA binding; DNA-binding transcription factor activity, RNA polymerase II-specific
Source: RefSeq, a predicted model, not a curated record
AUGGAACUCAAAAGGUCGAGAAAAGAAAAGAAGCCUAGCGUAGGUCGCCAAAAGAUCAAAAUAGUGAAAAUAGAGAUCAAAAAUUAUUUGUAUGUCACGUUCUUAAAAUGCCAAUCAGGGCUUUUCAAGAAAGCAAGUGAGCUUUGCAGUCUUUGUGGUGUAGAGGCUGCAAGUAUAAUUUUCUCUUUCGGACACCCUGAUGUUGAGGUGAUGGUGGAUCGUUUCAUCACUCGAGACUCUCCACCGAACUUCACCUUUAGGGCGAGCCCUGAUCUCCUUGAGGCUCAUCACGAUGCCAGCAUUCGUGGACUCAAUUCACACCUCACUCGACUUCAGAAUGAGUUAGAAGCUAAGAGAAAAACCGGUGAAUCUUUAACUAAGUUGAGAAAAGCUAGCCAAAGCUGUUGCUGGUGGGAAGCCCCAAUUGACAAGCUCGGAUUGCUAAAGCUUAAACAGCUUAGGGACUCCAUGGAGGAGCUUAAGAAGAAUGUUACAAAUCAAACUGACAAGUUUUUAGUCAAGGCUAGAAAUGUUUCAAGUUAG